GCAACAGCAGCAGCAUAUUUUGUAGCCGCAUCCGGUUUUAAAAUUCCAGAGAUUGAAAGAGAGCAGCAGAGAAAGAGAGAGAGAGAGAGAGAACUGAAGCUGCGACUGUGGAAUUCAAACACUUGAGAAAUUAACAAACGUAGCCGCAAACUUGGCAAACUUGGCGUUCCCCCCAAGGACGUGCAACAGCAACCGCCGCACGGCCCGCCCCUUGCUUGUGCCCUCAAGCGAAAAUGUCGACAGCGCUUGCCGCCUUGGAGCUGCAAUAUUUUAGAGCCGCCUCGCUUUAUCGUUGUCGCAGCUAUGAAGAAUGCGCAGCACUCUGCAACAUUUUGCUGCAAACUGGCCAUGAGCACAAUGUCCAAAUGUUUGCGGUCAGCGAGAGCGCCGAGAACGACGAACAGCAGGAGCAGCAGCAGUCCAACAGCAGAUACGGUAGCAAUUUGCAGCGCAUUGUGCCUCAGAGGCAGCGACGUGGACAGCAGGCAGCUGCGGGGCAAGGAGCAGCAGCUGCUGCCAUGCCCACCUGGCUGAUGGAGGGAGUGUGGCAAUUAAAAAUGCGUGCGCUCACCCAGCGCGUCUACCUGGAUGAUUUGGAGGUGGAGGAUGCUGCAUCGGCAGUCAAUGAAGAAGUGGAAUUUGAACGAAUUGCCACAGCGGCGCGACCUGGCAGCAGCAUUAAGACCGCCUUUGUGCCACGCCCCAGCACAAGUCAACGGCGACCACCAACAGCAGCAGCAGCAGCAACAGCAACUUCGACCCAUUCAAGCGAUGGACGUCUGAGCAGCGCCAGGCCAAGCUCAGCCAUGGCGCGUCCUGGCAGCGCUUUAAGUCGUCCCGGCUCCUCGUUGGGCGCACGUCCAGCCUCACGCUGCGGCACUGCAUCACGCGUGCGUGCCACAUCCGCUGCAGCGUUUAAUGUAGGCGAUGCCACCAACACAUUAUAUCAAGCCUCACGCUUGAAUCCCACAAUUUACGCCGAGCGCGAGACUAUAGUGAAGGCGCUGUUUCAGUUUCUCUACUACCAUGAGGCGGAUGUGGCCAAGGCGUAUUCACUCUGCCAGGCGGUGGUCGAAGUGCAACGUCAACGCGGCGUGCCUGGCGCACUGGCCACGCCCACGCGCACGGAUUGGUGGUGGCAGCAGCAAACUGGACGUUGUCUGCUGGCGCUGCACUAUCCAAGACGUGCGGAGCCGCUGCUGCAGCAAUCGCUGGCAGCAUUUCCACAUCCGGAUACAUAUUUGCUGCUCUCGCGUUUGUAUCAGCGCCUGCGUCAGCCGGAGCGCGCCUUGACGCUUAUAGGCGAAGCCUUGGAGCGUCAUCCAUUCGAUGUGGUUUAUCGCCUGGAGCAGGCACGCAUACAUGAGAACAUGUUGCAACAGCCGGAGGCACUGCAGCUUUAUCGUCUGGCCGCCAAGCUGCAGCCCAUUAACAUCGAAGCGCUGGCCAGCAUCGCUGUGGGCUACUUCUACGACAACAAUCCGGAGCUGGCUCUGAUGUAUUAUCGCCGCAUACUCUCGCUGGGCGUGCAUACGGCGGAGCUGUAUUGCAACAUUGCCUUGUGCUGUCUCUACGGCGGACAAAUUGAGCUGGUGCUGCCUUGUUUCCAACGCGCCUUGGUGCUGGCCACGCAGCCUGAACAAAAGUCGGACAUUUGGUAUAAUCUUAGCUUUGUGGCUGUCACCUCGGGCGACUUUAAGCUUGCCAAGCGUUGCCUGCAGCUUUGCCUAACGGCAGAUGCAAGCGACGGCGCUGCGCUGAACAAUCUGGCGGUGCUGGCGGCACAGGCUGGUGACAUAAUGGGUGCCAAGUCGUUUCUAAAUGCUGCUAAGGAUGUGCUGCCGGAGACGAGUGAAGUGCAGUCCAAUCUGCAGUAUAUGGAUUUGCAUUAUAAGCUUUAAU
Messenger RNA from Drosophila busckii, 1902 nucleotides. RefSeq names its product tetratricopeptide repeat protein 8 (gene BBS8). Gene Ontology annotation, cellular component: BBSome; non-motile cilium; ciliary basal body. The record is from RefSeq and is a predicted model, not a curated record. The transcript has 2 exons. The coding region runs from base 234 to 1901 and encodes 555 amino acids. Gene Ontology annotation, biological process: non-motile cilium assembly. Gene Ontology annotation, molecular function: protein binding. NCBI's taxonomy places the organism in Eukaryota, Metazoa, Arthropoda, Insecta, Diptera, Drosophilidae.